AUGAGCGCGAGGUACCCCGGCGACGCGGCGGCGGCCAACGGUUUCGGCCGCCGCUCGCUGCAUGAGUGGGAGGCCUACCUCCUCCACGAGGUCAACUACCCCGCGCCGCCCGACGUACGCGCUCCGUCGCGGUGGAGGCUCGGCGCCGGCGGGGUCCCUGUCCCCCCUCUGCCCGUCCCGGAGACUCCCGCCUACUUCCACGCCGAGAUCGAGCGUGCGCGGGCGCUCCCGGAGUACGCCACCGGCAACCACGCGGCGUGGGCGGCAUACUUCAGACGCUGGCAGGAGGAGCGGCUCGCCUCCACCAACAAUGCGGCGACGCCGCGCGGCCACAACAACAGCGAGGGCUGCCACCUGUGGUGGGGCAUCCCGGGCCGCACGCUCAGUGGCGUCCUCACGCACCUCGAGGGCGGCAAUGAUCCGCCGUUCAAGUACCCGACCGCUCGGAGCGGCGGCGCGUGGCUGCCGAGGAGGAUGAUGGGAUGCGUCAAGCCAGAGCCGUCCGAGACGCCGCUCAGUAGGCGCACCCGCGGCGCCGGCCUCGUCAUCAACGACGGCGGCCGUGGCUCCUCCUCCUCGGCCCCUCCUCGUCUGGUCAAGCUGAAGAGGGAGCCAGGGCUGGCGACGGUGAAGCCGGAGCCGGGGCUCGCCGCCGUGAAGCCGGAGCCUGCUCUCGCCAAGGAGGCCGACGAAGAAGAGGGCGCCUUGAAGUGGGCGCGCGAGGACUACGCGCGCAUGGAGCUGGACCGCCAGCGCCGCGCCCUGGAGGAGAUCGCCGAACGCCGCCGCCGUGAAGCAGCGCGCCGGGGCGAGGGGUCGAGCAGCGGCGCCGGCCGUGUCAAGGAGGAGAAGCAGGAGGACGACGCCGGCGACGACUCGCCCUUCUCAGCGCCUACUUCGGCCCUACAAAUUCAGCCACGUUACGAAAUUAACGCACUUUCUCAUUUUACCCUCGCGCCGUUCGUCGCUGUCCACUCACUCUUGCUCUCGUCGCCCUCUCUCCCCUUCGCCUCUCUUCUGCCACCACCUCGACCACCUCGCCGGCCACCACCUCACCCAGCUCGCCGGCCACCCACCACAUCGGCCAGGAGGCCACCAUCUCUCCCCGUCGCCGCCAUCUUUCUUCCGCCUCCACUCACACCCGUCGUCCACUCGCACCCCACCCCACAUCCGAGGUCAAGCUUUGAUGCGCCUACUCUGGAUCUGGCGACGGAGGCGGGAGAUGGGGAGGAGGCCGUCGCGGUGGUGUGCCUGGACCACGUCCUCAAGCACGCCGGUGGCGCCACGGAGGAGGCCGAGCGCAUCCGCCGCUGCCACAACGCCGACGGCGCCAUGGAGUACUGGCUCGAGCCGGACGAGCUCGCGGCCCUGCGCCGGGAGGUCGGCGCCGACCCGUACUGGGUGCCGCCAGGGUGGAAGCGCGGAGACCCCGUGUCCGCCGACGGCUACGCGCUCAAGGCAAAGAUGCAGGUGGAGGAGCUCAGCAAGGAGCUCGCCGGAGUAAAAAGGAGCAGAAAGGAGCAGCGAGCAGCAGCGGCGGCUGACCUCGAGCUCUCGGUUGGAGUGGAGGGAGACGGCCAGCGAGGGAUACGCGGCCAGCGGGGAAGGAUUCGGAGCUGCGGCGGAGCAGGCAACCGGUGGGGAAAGGCGGCCGCCGGUGAGGGAGCUCCGGACCGCGGCGAGGGAGCUUUCGAUCGCGGCGGGGAAGGGCGACCAGAGGGGAUCGAGCUCUCGAUUGGAGCGGCGCAGGCAACCGGCGGGGAAGGGCGCCGGAGAUGUGGACGACGGAGGAGCCUGGCGAAGGGGAGGAGCGACGGAGUCCUGGCGGAGGGAAGGAGCAACGGAGGAAGACGACGGCCCGUGCGAUUUCAAGUUGGUGGGUGGGGGAGGGGCAGUUUGGUAAUUUCACUCGUUUUCACCUGGUCGGAAAACCCCUCCAACGACAAUUAUUUCGGAACGAAGGGAGUAUAUUUGAGUGAGCAUGAACCUCAAUACAAAUAGAAAAGAAAGAACAUGAACAGUAAAAUCAUAUCUCCGCUCAAUUUUUUUAUUCCAAUGGAUAGCAAGUAAAUCUGCUUACUUA
Triticum dicoccoides is the source of this 2083-nucleotide messenger RNA. RefSeq lists its product as uncharacterized. The coding region runs from base 1 to 2001 and encodes 666 amino acids. Lineage: Eukaryota; Viridiplantae; Streptophyta; Magnoliopsida; Poales; Poaceae. The transcript is spliced from 4 exons. Gene Ontology annotation, biological process: meiotic sister chromatid cohesion; meiotic cell cycle; reciprocal meiotic recombination. The record is from RefSeq and is a predicted model, not a curated record.